Messenger RNA from Helicoverpa zea (corn earworm), 1060 nucleotides. It is a transcript of the gene Noa36, whose product is annotated as zinc finger protein 330 homolog. The record is from RefSeq and is a predicted model, not a curated record. The transcript is spliced from 6 exons. Lineage: Eukaryota; Metazoa; Arthropoda; Insecta; Lepidoptera; Noctuidae. Gene Ontology annotation, molecular function: zinc ion binding. The coding region runs from base 132 to 1019 and encodes 295 amino acids. Gene Ontology annotation, cellular component: nucleus.
CUGUCACCCACCGGGGAUGUCAGCGUCACAUUUUCUACAAUCAAAGCAGCUGAUAUCUUAUAAAGUGAAAUUAAACAUUUCCACUUAUCACAACAUUUUGUUCAUAUUUAAUACGUUGUUAUACAAUAAAAAUGCCUAAAAAGAAGACUGGUCAGCGCAAGAAAGCGGAAAAACAGAAAUUGCGCCAGAAGGAGAUUCGCAAUGCGCGAGAGAAUGUGGACCUAGCAGCGCACCCGUGCAACGUUCCCAUGGAGUGCGACAAGUGCCAGAAGAAGCAGAAAAAUCGUGCAUUCUGCUACUUCUGCCAGGCUGUGCAGCGGCUGCCGACGUGUGCACAUUGCGGCAAGGUGAAGUGCAUGCUGAAGUCUGGAGACUGUGUGGUGCGCCACCCCGGCGUGUUCACCACGGGCCUGGCCAUGGUGGGCGCCAUCUGUGACUUCUGCGAGGCGUGGGUGUGCCACGGACGCAAGUGCCUCACGUCGCACGCCUGCACGUGCCCGCUCAUGGACGCCGUCUGCCUGGAGUGCGAGAGAGGCGUAUGGGAGCACGGCGGUCGCGUGUUCCGCUGCUGCUUCUGCCAGGGCUUCCUGUGCGAGGACGACCAGUUCGAGCACCAGGCCUCCUGCCAGGUGCUGGAGUCCGAGACUUACAAGUGUCAGUCGUGCAACCGGCUGGGGCAGUACUCGUGCCUGCGCUGCAAGACGUGCUUCUGCGAGGAGCACGUGCGGCGGCGCGGCGUGCGCACGGACCGGCGCGCGGCGCCGCCGUGUCCGCGCUGCGCCUACCCCACGCACGUGACGGCCGACCUCAGCAUGUCCACGCGCUCGCACCGCUACGGCCGCCAGGGCGCCGCGCUGCCCGACGACGACGACGACCUGCCCAACGACACAGGGUACGCGGGCGUGGAGGGGGGCGACUACUCGUCGUACUCCGAGUCGGAGGAGUCGGACGAGUCGGAGGAGUCGGAGUCGGAGGAGCAGUCCGAGGAGGAGGCAGCGCCCUCGCACAAGCAGACCUGACCUGCCCACCGAACUCACAAUAUACUCAUGUUAUUACACUA